UUCUCAUCUCCGAAAGUAGAUCCAUCUUCUUUUCUUCGUCUCUGCUUCUCACUGCUCGCUUUCACUUACUUCUCUGACUCACUGAGUCAAUUAACUCGUUCUUCACCCCCAAAUCGAGAUUCCCUGAAACCCUAAAACUCCAAUUCCCACCGCAUGUCACUACUUUACUUCCCAAUUCCUUCCUCCUUCAUCUUCUGAUUCACUUCAAUCGAUUCGAUUUUGCGGAUCCAUGGAGGAAUCUCCAUCUCCCAAACCAGAGUUCGAAUCCACAACCACAACUCUAACAUGCCGCGAUUCCGAACUCAGCAACAACAACAGCUGCAGCAAUAGCAGCUUCUGCAGCAGCGAGGUCAUGCUUCCAAAGAAGAACACUAACAGCAACAACAACAACGAUAGAGGUGAGGUUGUGAACGGUUACAUUGUGUACUCGCGAAGGAAGACGAAGAAUCUCCAUGAAGAAGACGAAGAGCAAGAGAAGAAGGUAAGUUCCGAGGGCAGAAAUGGAAUUGUAAAGGUGGAGGAGGAAAGUAGUGAGGUGGUGGUGAUUCAGAACGACGUCGUUUUGGGAAGGUUGAAGAGGAAUAGGAAGCCAACGUGGAAAACGGUGGUGGAUGAGUGUGAAGUUGGAGAAGAAGAGAAAGCGGUGGUUUUCAAGACGAAGUCAUCGGAGAAGGUUGUUGUCGUUAACAGAAGGCCCGUCACCGUUAAAGAGCUCUUCGACACUGGUUUGCUCGAUGGAGUUCCCGUUUUUUACAUGGGUUGCAAGAAGGAUUCAACUUCCGGAUUACGGGGUGUGAUUCAAGAUGGGGGAAUAUUGUGCUCAUGCUGUAUUUGCAAUGGCCGCAGGAUUAUUCCUCCAUCCCAAUUCGAGAUUCAUGCUUGCAAUACAUACAAGAGAGCAGCACAAUAUAUUUGCCUUGAGAAUGGGAAGAGCUUGCUUGACCUUUUGAGAGCAUGCAGAGCAGUUCCCCUGCAUGCUUUGGAGGUGGCAGUUCAAAAUUUUCUUUGUUCCCCACCUGGAGAAAAUUACUUUACCUGCAAAAGUUGCAGAGGUCUCCUAAACCAGUAUUGUUUCCCAGUCCAUCAAGCACUUCUGAACUCUGUAAUUCCUCACAAACUAAGAGACGCUGGAAGAAAAGAGAAAAGUUGGUCAUCAAAACGGGAUGCCAGCUCAGCUUUUUCCAAGGGUGCUUCAGAUCCUAUUCUAUUCCACAAGAGUUUGUGGAAGAGGAAAACAAAGUCAUAUAAACUGACAGUAAAAUUAAACACUGCUCCAGUUACUUCAACUUCGAUGUUUCCAGUUACUUCAACUUCGACGUGUUUAUCUUCAGAAAAUAAGAGCCAGUGGAAGAUCGCCAAAAAGUAUCAGCGACUGCAUAAAUUAAUUUUUGAAGAAAAUGGAUUGCCUGAUGGAGCCAAAGUAGCUUAUUAUGCACGUGGACAGAAAUUGCUUGUAGGUAUCAAAAGGGGCUCUGGAAUUGUGUGUGGAUGCUGUAACACGCUGGUCAGCCCUUCACAAUUUGAGGUACAUGCAGGUUGGGCUUCUCGAAGGAAACCUUAUGCAUACAUCUACACUUCAGAUGGGAUGUCUCUCCAUGAGUUAGCAAUGUUUAUACUAAAAGAACGCAAAUACACUGCAAAGUAUAAUGAUGAUCUAUGCGUUGUCUGUUGGGAUGGGGGGAACCUGCUGCUCUGUGAUGGAUGCCCAAGGUCGUUUCACAAAGAAUGUGCGUCAGUAUCAAGUAUUCCUCGUGGUAAUUGGUAUUGUCAAAUUUGCCAAAACAUGUUCCAAAGAGAAAGUUUUGUUGCGGACAAUGUCCAUGCUGUGGCAGCAGAAAGGGUUGAAGGAGUUGGUUCCAUUGAACAGAUUGCCAGAUGCAUUCGCAUAGUAAAAGAUAGCGAUGCUGAGAUGGGUGGAUGUGUUUUGUGCGGAGGUUCUGACUUCAGCAGAUCAGGAUUUGGUCCACGCACAAUAAUAUUCUGUGAUCAGUGUGAAAAGGAAUACCAUGUUGGUUGUUUGAGGGAUCAUAAGAUGGCAUUUUUAAAGGAGUUGCCAGAAGGGAUUUGGAUUUGCUGCGAUGAUUGCACAAGGAUACAUUCUAUUUUGGAGAACAUCCUGGUUAGGGGGCCUGAGAGACUUCCGGAAUCUCUCUUGGAUGUAAUAAAGGUGAAGCAAGAGGAAAUACUUUUAGGACUACCUAAUGAGAUUGAUGUAAGAUGGAGACUUCUUAAUGGAAAAAUUGCUAGCUCUGAAACUAGGCCAUUCCUUUUGCAGGCUGUGUCAAUGUUUCAAGAAUGUUUUGAUGCUAUUAUUGAUCCAGUUAGUGGGAGUGACCUUAUUCCUGCCAUGGUUUAUGGAAGGAGUGUACAGACUCAGGAUUUUGGAGGAUUUUAUUGUGCAUUAUUAAUGGUCAAUUCAUGUGUGGUAUCUGCGGCUAUGCUUCGAGUUUUUGGGAGAGAUGUUGCAGAGCUCCCUUUAGUUGCAACGUGUUAUAAGAACCGUGGAAAGGGUUAUUUCCAAACGCUGUUCUCUUGCAUUGAGAGGCUGCUGGCUUUCUUGAAUGUGAAGAACUUUGUUCUACCAGCUGCUGAGGAAGCAAUAUCUAUAUGGACCGAUAAAUUUGGGUUUAGCCUGAUGAAACCUGAGCAGCUUAGCAAUUAUAGAAAGAACUUCAGUCAGAUGAUGGCAUUCAAAGGGACAAUUAUGCUCGAAAAACCGGUUCCAUCGUGUCGGAUCGUCAAUACCCGAUCCUGAAAGGUCUCAAUACAACAAAAGUCAUUCAUGAAAGAAGGGGAAACCCCCUAACUUUUGUGUUUACUAUUACUCAUUCUGCUGGUUCUGUACAUGUAUUUUAAGCCAUUUUUGAACAUUUGUUUUAACAUUUAUAUUGUCGUUAUCGUGUUUUACCGUUUUAGCUAAGCUACUCUAUUAGUCUUGAGAAUAGUGCUUUUACCAAGUUCCUGAUGCUAUGCAGAAUAGUACAGCAUGUCUUGGAUUUUUAGAUAA
This is a messenger RNA of Arachis ipaensis, 3007 nucleotides long. Lineage: Eukaryota; Viridiplantae; Streptophyta; Magnoliopsida; Fabales; Fabaceae. The record is from RefSeq and is a predicted model, not a curated record.